AUGGCGAUCGACGUGCCUGCGAGCGCGAGUGUCGUACGCGUGAGGCUCGUCCUCACCGUGGCUCGCACCGGCGUCAGUGCGGGUAGUCGGCCGUCCGCGAGCUCUGAUUGCGACGAGUGCGUCUAUUGCCUCGACAAGCCGCGGCUCGGUGGACCCGGCAUCAAGCGUCAAAAGUGUGUGCUCAAGGGGAGACCGAAGGCGCAAGUCUACUCGGCAGCCGCGCGCAUGCGCACGCACGACGCCGACUCAGACGCAGUGCUCGCGCUGCCGGCCAAGCGGC
This is a messenger RNA of Emiliania huxleyi CCMP1516, 280 nucleotides long. RefSeq lists its product as hypothetical. The transcript has 2 exons. Gene Ontology annotation, molecular function: DNA binding; zinc ion binding. Lineage: Eukaryota; Haptophyta; Isochrysidales; Noelaerhabdaceae. The record is from RefSeq and is a predicted model, not a curated record. The annotation marks the transcript as partial.